AAAACACACCACCUAACUUCCACCACAAAAAAACAACACUCAAUGCCAGCAGCUCUUUUCAUCCCAAGAGCUCUCCUCUUCCUCACUCACCCAAGGUCAUUUUCGUCAACACCAAAAAUGAGCAUCAGCAGCUCUGUGAACUCCGUCACUCCCCGCCUAAGAGGCGUGGUGUUCGACAUGGACGGAACCCUAACGGUUCCCGUCAUCGAUUUCCAAGCCAUGUACAAACAAGUCUUAGGACAAGACAUGUACGAGGCUAUCAAACUCAAGAGUCCCUCGGGAAUAGACAUUUUACAUCAUAUUGAAACAUGGGAUGCUGAUAAGCAACGAAAAGCUUAUGAGAUAAUUGCUGAUUUCGAGCGGCAGGGGCUUGAACGCCUUCAAAUCAUGCCUGGUGCAUCAGAACUUUGUGGAUUUCUUGACUCGCGAAAAAUCAGAAGGGGAUUAAUUACUCGCAAUGUGAAAUCAGCAGUUGAUUUGUUUCACCAACGAUUCGGGAUUCUUUUCUCUCCAGCACUGAGCAGGGAAUUUCGUCCAUAUAAGCCAGACCCAGGGCCGCUGCUGCAUAUCUGCUCAACCUGGGAGAUGGAACCUAAUGAAGUGAUGAUGAUUGGUGAUAGCCUUAAAGAUGACGUGGCUUGUGGGAAACGAGCAGGAGCUUUUACAUGUUUACUGGAUGAAACUGGACGAUACGCUGCUCCUGAAUAUGCAGCUGUGGAACAUAAACCAGACUACACUGUAUCUUCUCUUGCUGAAGUUAUUUCACUGCUGGAGACAAAAUUUGACUUGGCACCAUGACACACCAAUGCAAAAGGGCAGCAAUCGUGCUUUCAUACGAGCCGCAUCUUUUUCAACAAAUUCUAGUCAAGUACUUGCUACUUAUUCCAACUUAUAGAUACCGUGAUGAAAAGAAGUUCAGCUUUAUGUUUGGUAGAAACCUCCUGUGUAUUUAUGCGAGGAAAUAUCAUGCUAUCUAAACCAAAACUUUAGCUAUCUGCUCUCCCUUCUCGAGUCUGUCUUUAAGCAUCAAUGAAAUAAAAUGAAUUUUAAUGCUCUA
This is a messenger RNA of Daucus carota subsp. sativus, 1057 nucleotides long. Its product is annotated as haloacid dehalogenase-like hydrolase domain-containing protein At2g33255. The coding region runs from base 43 to 798 and encodes 251 amino acids. Gene Ontology annotation, cellular component: chloroplast. The record is from RefSeq and is a predicted model, not a curated record. NCBI's taxonomy places the organism in Eukaryota, Viridiplantae, Streptophyta, Magnoliopsida, Apiales, Apiaceae. The transcript is spliced from 5 exons.